UCUAAUUAUAAAUGCCAAUAAAAUUAAAAAUAUAAGGACAAUCGAUAAGUGUAGAUGAAAGAUUUGCUAAUGUGAGUAAUUUUUUGAAAGAGGCUUGGCAACCAGAUUUAGAUGAAGUAAAUAUUUGUAUAAAGUAUUAGGAAUUGAUUUUAUCAGAAACUUAAGUAACAUUAAGAGCUUUCGAGGCCUUAAAAAGUUAUUAUGAAUUCAAUAGUUUUGAGCCUUAAAUCAUUGAUGCUAUUUGUAUAUAUUUCUUAUUAUUAUAUUAGCUAAUGAUCCAAAUACAUGCUUUUUAAAUGAAUUUAAUAGAGAAUUAAUAAUGAAAUAUAAUGUAUUUGAGGGAAAUGAAUUGUAAGAAUUAAUACAAGCUGCCAUUUAUUUAUAGACUGUUGCAUUUAAAAGUAUGAUAAUUUAUUUUAUCAGAGAAUUAUGUUUAGCUAGGAUUGCUAUAGAAUUUUAUAUUAAUAAAUAAGAACCAAAUAAAUCAUUUAAUGAAUUAAAAAAUAGAUUUAAUUUGAAAAAUACAGCACUUACUUUAGGUGAUGUUGAAAGAUUUAAGUAAGUUUAUCCAACAAUCGUGAAUAAAUAUAAUUGAUUCAUAUAAAGGAAC
This is a messenger RNA of Paramecium sonneborni, 610 nucleotides long. The record is from the annotation of a GenBank genome assembly. Lineage: Eukaryota; Ciliophora; Oligohymenophorea; Peniculida; Parameciidae.